AUGGUGGAUUACUACCAAGCACUCAAUGUCCCACAAACUGCUUCUUCAAAUGAUAUUAAAAAAGCGUACAGGAGAAAUGCACUGAAAUGGCACCCGGAUAAGAACCCAGGGAAGAAGGAAUAUGCUGAAAGAAAAUUCAAAGAGAUAGCAGAAGCAUAUGAGGUGCUGUCAGAUGAUUAUAAGCGUGACCUUUAUGACCUCUAUGGAGUUGAGGGUCUUCUAAAUCUAAGUACAGGAACGGGAGCAUGCCCCAGCUCAACAGGGACCCCUGAUCUGUUCACAUUUCGAGAUGCGGAUGAGGUCUUCAGAGAAUUUUUUGAAGGACAAGAUCCCUUCACUGACAUCCUAGAAGACUUUUCAUCCUAUACUGAUGGACCUGGAGGAAUAUCUACCUGGACCAUGCCAGGAAGUGCUACUUUCUCCUAUUGCUCCUAUAAUGCUCCAGGCCAGACAGAUUUCUAUACUACUUUUGGCCCUGGUGCUGAAUUCGGAAUAGGAUUUCGCUCCAUCUCCACUUCUACAAAGUAUGUCAAUGGCAAACGGAUAACCACCAAAAGGAUUCUUGAACAUGGACAGGAGAAAUUAGAAAUUGAUGAGAAUGGUUUGCUCAAAGUGGAAGACGCCCAAGAUCCCAGCAGCAACCUGACAGCCACCAUUGAACCUAUCCAGCAGGAGCAACCUGAGAUCUUGAGCUCUGCAGCAGACAUGUGGGCUUUACCACGAUCGCAGAGUGCUGACUUCUCUUAUGCCUACCCUAGCAACGAAGACAAACAAUUGCAUCGGGCCAUGGCCUCUAGUCUGUCUGAAAUGGAGAAUGUGGGGCAGUACUUAGCACUUGCCCAGGGCUCAAAGAAGAGACGGAGUACCACUCGGCGACCACACACAAGAACUCUGGGACCCGGUGAAGAAGUGGCAUCUGCUCCAUUGGCCAUCAGAGCCAAGAGUCCAGGUGCAGGAGACAACAUUGAGAAACAGAGGAAGCACAAGCCACCUGAAGCGCCAAAAGUAGAAGUCGUUGUUGAUGUACCAAAGAGCCCAGCAGUGAAAGACUGUGCUGCCCCUAAUGACGUGCAGUAUGUCUUUCCUGAAAUUAUUCCUUCCCGCAGAGAGAGGGAAUCAAUCAUGUGCGCCAUUCUCUGA
This is a messenger RNA of Thamnophis elegans (Western terrestrial garter snake), 1140 nucleotides long. RefSeq names its product dnaJ homolog subfamily B member 6-like. The transcript is spliced from 8 exons. Gene Ontology annotation, cellular component: endoplasmic reticulum membrane; cytosol. Gene Ontology annotation, molecular function: Hsp70 protein binding; ATPase activator activity. Lineage: Eukaryota; Metazoa; Chordata; Lepidosauria; Squamata; Natricidae. The record is from RefSeq and is a predicted model, not a curated record. Gene Ontology annotation, biological process: positive regulation of proteasomal ubiquitin-dependent protein catabolic process; protein refolding. The coding region runs from base 1 to 1140 and encodes 379 amino acids.